AUGGCUCAAUGCUUAAGCUUCCUUCUCAUUCUAAUCUUCUUCUCUACACAUAUUCAUGCAUGCAGCCAAACAGAACGCACUUCUCUCUUGGCCUUCGCCCUCACUCUCUCUUCUCCUUCCUUCAAUUGGACUUCUAGUAAUUGUUGUCAUUGGGAAGGCAUCACUUGCAACCAAGAUGAUUUGGUCACCCAUUUGAGCUUACCUUCCAAAGGCCUCAGACGCAAUGGAGCUAUCUCUCCCUUGUCAUCUCUGAAAAAUCUCACCCAUCUCACUUACCUCAAUCUUUCUCGCAAUUCACUUUACAGUUCAUCAGGUCAAACCAGAUUGUUCUUGUCAUUUAAUCAUCUUGAGAUUCUUGAUUUGAGCUAUAACCUUCUAUCUGGAGAACUACCAAUUUCUCCACUAUCCGGGAGUAUCCGAAUGCUGGAUUUGUCCAGCAAUUCUUUUAAUGGUGACAUUCCAUCUUCAUUCUUCCAACAAGCUUGGAAUUUGACUAGUUUCAAUGUCAGCAAUAAUUCCUUUACAGGGUUCUUACCAACUUCCAUUUGUUUCACUUCUUCUCCAUUGAUCAGAGUGUUGGAUUUUUCUUUCAAUAAAUUCAACGGCAGUAUAUCUCCCGGAAUAGGGGAGUGUUCCAAGCUCAAGGUGUUUCGUGCUGGGAAGAAUAACCUCUCGGGAAUACUUCCAGAAGAUAUGUAUAGUGUUACUACUCUUGAACAAAUUUCAUUACCUCUCAAUUCACUUUAUGGAGUCCUUGGUGAUGGCAUUCUCAACCUCACAAACCUCGCAAUCCUGGACCUCCAUUUCAAUCAAUUCAGCGGCAUGCUCCCUCUCCAUUUUGGGAAGCUCUCCAAGUUGAAACUGUUGCUCCUUCAUUUCAACAAUCUAAAAGGUCCUCUGCCCCCAGCUUUGAUGAAUUGCACAAGCCUUAUAGAAGUAAAUUUAGCAGCCAAUCACUUCGAAGGGGAUUUGUCCAUGUAUAAUUUCUCCAAACUGAGCAGGCUUCGUAAACUGGACCUGUUGAAGAAUCAGUUCACAGGUACCUUCCCCACAAGCCUAUACUCAUGCGAGUCCCUCAAAGCAAUUCGACUCAGUGCAAAUGAUAUUGAGGGAGAAAUACAACCUGAAAUUCUAUCAUUGAAAUCCUUGGCCUAUCUCUCGCUUUCUUUUAAUAGAUUGACCAAUAUCACACGGGCAAUCAAGAUACUCAUGCAUUGCGAAAGUCUCAUGUUCCUAUCCUUAGCAGCUAGUUUUGAAGAGGAGGAAGUUCCAGCUGAUCUUGGCAUGAUGGCUGAUUUUGAUGGAUUCCAAAAUCUUCGAGUUUUGGAUUUGAGUGACAACGAGGUCACCGGUCAAAUACCUAUAUGGUUAUCUAAACUCAAGAAGCUAGAGGUCUUGAAUCUGAAUUCAAAUAAAUUCACAGGGCCAAUUCCAAGUCAGCUUGGGACUCUUCCUAGGCUCUUUCACGUAGACUUGGGAUUCAAUAACCUCAUUUCUGGUGAAUUUCCAAAGGAACUUUGCAGCCUGCCAAUGUUGGUAUCUCAAAACAACCUGUCCACUAAUAGUGAUCUUGAAUUGCCUAUCUACUUAACAGUUGAUGGCAAGAGAGCUCAACAAUACAAUUCUUUGUUGUACUUUCCAGGGGCAAUUAUCCUACAGAGCAAUAGCAUAACUGGAAAUAUACCGAUUGAGAUUGGCCAAUUGCAAUUUCUCCGUGUGUUGUCCCUUAAAAAAAAUUUCUUUACCGGCAAGAUUCCAAACCAAAUAUCCAACCUCAAACAGUUGGCAACGUUAGAUCUCUCCGUAAAUCAUUUCUCUGGAAAUAUACCAGCAUCAUUAACAAGCCUUAAUUUCUUGGCAGUAUUUAAUAUCUCAUACAAUAAUCUGGAAGGCCAGAUACCAACAGGCACUCAGUUCCAAGGCUUUAGUGCAUCAGCCUUUGAGGGGAAUCCCAACCUUUGUGGUCCUCCACUUCCAAAUGAGUGCCAACCACUUCCAAAUGAUGGCAUUGAUGGAGAUGAUAACAACAAUAGUAGAAAUGUCAACAGUGAGCAUCAAGUUCCAUGGAUUUUAGUUUCUGCUGUGCCUGGGUUUGUUGUAGGAUUUUGGGCAGUAUGUGGUUCUUUGAUAUUUAUCAAGACGUGGAGAUAUGCUUAUUUCCAAUUCCUCGAUAAUACAUACGAUAGCCUCUAUGUGAUGAUCGUUGUGGGGAUCAAAAAGAUGAAGAGAAGGGUUAAUGGAAGCUAG
Rosa chinensis is the source of this 2247-nucleotide messenger RNA. RefSeq names its product receptor-like protein 2. Lineage: Eukaryota; Viridiplantae; Streptophyta; Magnoliopsida; Rosales; Rosaceae. The transcript has a single exon. The record is from RefSeq and is a predicted model, not a curated record. Bases 1 to 2247 code for a protein of 748 amino acids. Gene Ontology annotation, molecular function: protein binding.